AUGCUGAAUGGCAGCUCGCCGCUCCAUGUGUCCACCGGCUCCCGGGACGCUCGCGAGAGGGAGAGUCUCAACUCGUCCAUCCUCUCCUCCUUCACUCCGCGCAUCCCUGCCGAGUUCGAUUUGCCCCAGUCGGCCGCUCACCCCGCUGGAGAGUCCGCCGCUCUCAUGGACGAUACCCCCCGCGGCUCAGGCGCUUCCAAACCGACCCUGAACGAUCCCCCCCGCGAUCCCAGAGACGAGGCCGGUGCAUUGACCCCGCCUGCGAAUGUCAGCCGACCUGCGAGCCCAUACACCCUCUACCCCCCAAUUGACUUCGAUGGACUGAGCUGGCCUUGCCCCGGCACCAGGGCGCGCUUGGAGUCCACCCCCGAGGAGACCGAGGAGCGCAUCAAGAAGCUCGCGGGCGCCGUACGGACCAUCCUGGAGUGCGUCGGAGAGGACCCGGAGAGAGAGGGCCUGCGCGAGACCCCCGAGCGGUAUGCCAAGGCCAUGCUUUACUUCACCAAGGGAUAUGAGGAGAAUGUUCGGGAUCUCGUCAACGGAGCCGUCUUCCACGAGGACCACGAUGAGCUGGUGAUUGUCAAGGAUAUCGAGGUGUUCUCGCUGUGCGAGCACCACAUGGUCCCCUUCACGGGAAAGAUGCACAUCGGUUACAUCCCCGACCGCCGCGUGCUCGGUCUCUCCAAGCUGGCCCGUCUGGCGGAGAUGUUCUCCCGCCGUCUGCAGGUGCAGGAGCGGUUGACCAAGCAGGUGGCGCUGGCGAUCUCGGAGGUGCUCAAGCCGCGCGGAGUCGGCGUCGUCAUGGAGUCGUCCCAUCUGUGCAUGGUGAUGCGUGGCGUGCAGAAGACCAGCAGCACGACGACGACCAGCUGCAUGCUCGGGUGCAUGCGGUCGAGCGCCAAAACCCGGGAGGAGUUCCUGACCCUCCUGCACCGCAGAUAA
This is a messenger RNA of Aspergillus heteromorphus CBS 117.55, 942 nucleotides long. Its product is annotated as GTP cyclohydrolase I. The coding region runs from base 1 to 942 and encodes 313 amino acids. Gene Ontology annotation, molecular function: GTP binding; GTP cyclohydrolase I activity; zinc ion binding. The record is from RefSeq and is a predicted model, not a curated record. Gene Ontology annotation, biological process: tetrahydrofolate biosynthetic process; tetrahydrobiopterin biosynthetic process. Gene Ontology annotation, cellular component: cytoplasm. The transcript has 4 exons. Lineage: Eukaryota; Fungi; Ascomycota; Eurotiomycetes; Eurotiales; Aspergillaceae.